GCGGCAACAAGCAAGCUAUAUAAGCAAUAAUAGGUGUUACUAAUGCGUUUAUAAGACUGUAUGUUUACAAUAAAUCGUAUUGAUUGUUGGGUGCAGUGUGUUCGUGGGUAGGAUUUUAACACGUACUUGGGUGAAAAACUUUUUGACAAUCAAGACAGUUUCGUGGGAAUGUUUGACAGUUAUGGGUUUCUCUGAUACUUGAUAACGUCUGAAAAUUGUUACCGGAAGCAAAAUCAUCAUGGUACACAAACCAGCAACGUUUGCCUACGACUUCUGGUUGAGAGGUAACACCGAACCUCAAGUUGAACUGAGUUGCCUGAUGCCUAACGGAGUUCACAUUCCCAUUGAAGCCAAUCGGGAUGCGACGCUACAGGAAAUCAAAGAGGAGCUGUGGGAGGAGGCCAGCAAGUUCCCGCUGCACUGGAUGCUGCACGACUCGUCGGCGUACGUGUUCUCGUGCAUCACGUCCAUGGCGGAGGUGGAGGAGCUCUUGGACGAGACGCGUCGCCUCUGCGACAUCCGCCCCUUCUGCUGCAUCUUCCGCAUCAUCGAGCGGCGCGGCGACAGCGCCACGGACGAGAAGACCCUGGACGUGCACAUCAGCCAGCUCAUCGGCAAGCCCCUAACGGAGUUUGACCAGCUCAAGAACACGGAGGUGAACGACUUCCGGUUCAAGAUGAAGAUGCUGGGGGAGGAGACGGCGGCGGAGCGGCGCGCCAAGUCGUGGGCGGAGAAGGUCCGGUACCAGUUCCCGGCGCGGCUCGCCGACAUGCCCGACCUGCCGCCGGCCGUCGCGGUGCGCCUGCGCGACGGCAACUUCGCGCUGGCCACGCGGUUCGAGGACAAGGACAUGUCGUUCACGUUCAACGUGCCGUGCUCGAUGACGCCGCGGCAGCUGCUGCAGAGCGUGCUGAACAAGCGCUCGAUCACGCUGAACUCGCGCGACGAGAGCGUGGACGAGCUGGUGCUGAAGGUGGCGGGCCGGGAGGAGUACCUGGUGGGCGACUGCCCGCUGGUGCGGUUCCAGUACGUGCGCGACAUGCUGGCGCGCGACGCCUGCCCCCUGCUGGUCAUGAUGUCGGCCGGCCACGUGCCAGUGGACGCGGGCUCCAUCCCCAGCCGCCCCGAGAGCUCGGACGGCUCCCGCGCCCGCUCCCACUCCACCAUGACGUACCGGCGCCGCGGCCGCCACAUGUCCUCCUGGGACAUCGAGAAGGCCUUCACCUUCCAGGUGUGCGCCAUGUCGCGCCUCAACUGCGACACCAGCCGCGUCGUCGAGGUGGGGGUGCAGGCGGGCCUGUUCCACGGCGGCAAGGCCCUGUCGGAGCCGCAGAAGACGAGCGAGAAGCCCGUGUCGAAGGAGGGCUGCUGCGAGUGGGACGAGGACCUGGAGUUCGACCUGCAGGUGCGCGACAUCCCCCGCAUGGCCCGCCUCUGCCUCGUCGUCUACGAGACCUCCAAGACCGCCAAGGGCAUCAAGUCCAAGAAGCUCAAGGACUCCAAGCAGGACCUGAACGUGAACCCGCUGGCGUGGGUGAACACGACGGUGUACGACUUCAAGAACAUGCUGAAGACGGGCGCCAUGACGCUGUACAUGUGGACGUACGCCGAGGACAUCCAGAGCGACGACCUGCUCCACCCGCUGGGCACCAUCGUGUCCAACCCCAACGUUGAGCAGGCCACCACGCUCACCCUCACCUUCCACAGGCACCACUCGGAGCUGACGGUGAUGUACCCGUCGCUGGAGGCGGUGCUGAGCCGCGCUGAGCAGCUGCGGGAGCCCGAGGCCCAGCAGGAGCCCCGGGAGGACGGCGAGGCGGGCGAGGAGAAGGAGGUGGCGGAGGAGGAGGGGGAGGGCGAAGGCGGCGACGAGGAGGGGAGCGGGUUGUUCCCGGACAGCCUGCGCGGCAUCGCUGACAACCCCUUGCACGAGCUCCACGAGCAGGAGCGACGCCUGAUCUGGGACCUGCGGUACAGCUGCCUGCGCCACCACCCCACGCUGCUGCCCAAGCUUCUGGACUGCGUCGAGUGGAACGACCACACCCAGGUGUGCGAGGUGACGUACCUGCUGCAGAAGUGGCCCAAGCUGCCCGUGGAGAAGGCCCUGGAGCUGCUGGACUACGCCUACGCUGACCAGGAGGUGCGGAGCUUCGCCGUGCGCUGCCUGCACGACGCCAGCGACGACGAGGUGCUGCUGUUCCUGCUGCAGCUGGUGCAGGCGGUCAAGCACGAGUCCUACCUGUCGUGCGACCUGGUCGAGUUCCUGCUCAAGCGCGCCCUAAACAACCAGAAGAUCGGCCACUACCUCUUCUGGCACCUCAGGUCGGAGAUGCAGGUGGCGUCGGUGUCGGUGCGGUUCGGCCUGAUGCUGGAGGCGUACUGCCGCGGCUGCCAGGAGCACAUGCGGGCGCUGCAGCGCCAGGCCACCUGCCUGGAGAAGCUGAAGGAGGCCAGCAAGGCGGUGCGGCUGGUCAGGGACAAGGACAAGGCCCGCGCCGCCCUGCAGAAGCUGCUCACCGAGGAGCACUACAAGGAGUCCUUCUCCAAGUUCGUCAACCCGCUGGACCCGUCCUUCCGCUGCACGCAAGUCUGGCACGAGCGGUGCCGCGUCAUGGACAGCAAGAUGCGGCCGCUGUGGAUCAUCCUGGAGAACGCGGACCGCCACGGGGAGGACAUCUACCUCAUCUUCAAGAACGGCGACGACCUGCGGCAGGACAUGCUCACCCUGCAGAUGAUCCGCAUCAUGGACAAGCUGUGGAAGAACGAGGGGCUGGACCUCAGGAUGAACCCGUACGGCUGCGUGUCCACGGAGCACCGCGUGGGGCUGAUCGAGGUGGUGCUGAACGCGGAGACCAUCGCCAACAUCCAGAAGGAGAAGGGCAUGCUGGCGGCCACGUCUGCCUUCAGGAAGGGCUCCCUUCUGGCGUGGCUGAAGGACCACAACCCCACGGACUCGGCACUCAACAAGGCCAUUGAGGACUUCACGCUGUCGUGCGCGGGCUACAGUGUUGCCACCUACGUGCUGGGCGUGGCCGACCGGCACUCGGACAACAUCAUGGUGAAGAGGACGGGUCAGCUCUUCCACAUAGACUUUGGCCACAUCCUGGGCCACUUCAAGGAGAAGUUCGGGUUCCGGCGCGAGCGCGUGCCCUUCGUGCUGACCCACGACUUCGUGCACGUCAUCAACAAGGGCCAGACGACCAAGAAGGAGGCGCGCGAGUUCGAGGUGUUCCAGAAGUGCUGCGAGGACGCCUUCCUCGUGCUGCGCAAGCACGGCCGCCUCAUCCUGUCGCUGUUCGCGAUGAUGAUCUCCACGGGGCUGCCCGAGCUCAGCUCCGAGAAGGACCUCAACUACCUGAGGGACACACUGGUUCUGGACAUGACUGAGGAAGACGCGCGGCAGCACUUCAAGUCGAAGUUCGACGAGGCCCUGAGCAACUCGUGGAAGACGUCGUUGAACUGGGCGACGCACAACAUCUCCAAGAACAACAACCAGUGACGCUCGCGGCGCGCUUAGGGCCGCAGGCGGGGGAAGUGUGUCCGCCGGGGCAGGUAAUGAUUGACUGGCGCGCGUCUUUCGAUUCGAACGUCGCUGGUGGAUUCUUUGGGAAACGCGGGGGUGCACACGCUCUCUGCGCUUGGCGCUGAAUGCGUCGUUGGGAUUUCAUCCUUGCUCUUCACGUUUUCACCGCUAGCUCUUGAUACAUUUGCUAGCUCAAGACAGAUUGUUCACUGGUACUUUUUUUUUUUUUUUUUUUUCAUUUUCAUGCACCUGCGAGAAUGUUAUCUAUUUUUUUUUUUUUUAAAUAUAUAUAUUUCUACUUUUUUGUGUUUACACUACAGGCAUACCUGUAAGAUAAAUAUUCUACUCAUUGGCCUCCAGUUGUAUCAAGAGCUAGUCAAGACGUUGGCCUAAAGUAAACACGUGCCGUGUGAUGCAAAAACAGCGCCGACGCCAACUUAGUAUGUUGAUGCGUGGUAGGAAACUGAUUAUUUUCCAAGAGAGCAGGCUCAAGUUCAGAAAAGCAUGGUGGACAUGAAAUUUUACAGUCGAGAGGUGUAAGAUGUGACCGUGUUGGUCAUAGAACAGGACUCUCUCUCUACCAAUCCAUCUGUGUGAACUUGUGGUGUCCAGAUGUUGCCUUACAUUAAAAAAGAGUUCUUGGAGCUCUGUUGCGUUGCAGGCACUCGACUUGGAGGAAUCAGUAGUGGCACCACGCCCAGUAGGAUCGGCAAAACAUCUCUUAGAUUUGUUAGGAUGCCAAGAACAAUGCGAAAAUUUCACACAUGCUUUUAAGGUGCCCGAACCAUGCAUUUUGAAACAUAGGUCUCCUUUCGUAAGUGAAUCAGUUUCCCAUCCCACACGAGAUACUCAGCUUUUGUUUGUGUGAUUAUGUAUCACCCGGUACAGCACAUGUUAACUUAUUGUAAUGUCAACUUUUAUUACUUGUAAUAUUUGCUAUGAAUGAGCUGUUGGCAAAAGAUCUCAGUUAGGGAAAUAUCAACACAUAUUAGAUGUAUAUAAGCAUUAAAUUUUCUUUCUUUUUUUUUUUUUUGAAUAGCAUUAGUAAAUAUUUCUUGUAGCUAAAGUUUUUUUAUCAGAAAGCAGUUUUCUUUUUACUAAACAAGUUUAGUUCAUUGUGUGUGAAAUUUCGUUUUGGAAAAAUUGUAUAUUUUUAUAAGUUUAUGAUGAAAACAUAGUAAUUAGUCAUGUUUAUAUAUUGUUAUGAUCUUUACAUAAAUGUAUUAUUUGUGACGUUAAAAUAUUGUACAUAUUGCCAUAGAAUUUGAAAUGUAAUUUUUUCUUAUUAUUUUGAGAACUAUUCAAGAAAUAUUUUGUGCUUUCAAAUUAAAGCCAAUAUCAUUCAGAUAAUAGCAAUAAAAUGUAGAGCUGUGCCGAUCCGUAUAGGCAGGUACCGAUAUUGCCGAUAUUUUGGUGUGUCGGAUCGUAUUCAGGAUCCACCAAAAUGAGAAAAAAAUUGCCAAUACUGUACGUUUUUGCCCAGAUAUUGUUAUUGUUAAAUUGUUUUACUUAAUUAUUUCGAGGAUUUGUAAUAAACUUUACCAUAAUUAUUGCACGAAUAGGUAUGUAAUAAUUAUUUAAAAUUAGGUUUCAUAAUUAACUUCGCAACACGGUAUAAGUUUCCCCGAAUUACGAUUCUUUUUUCUUGUCAUGUUUAUCGUGCGACAUAAAAUGGCGAUGUCUCGCAGUCCGUACACAAAGACCGGGCGCGGUAAUAAAAGCCGUAAAUAUACAUCUAAGAUAACGUGUUUACAAAAUACAAAAUGCUUUGGCAGUUUUCUUAAAACAUAUGUCUGUUUAGCUAACUUAUCCCCAAAAAUAAAUUUUCACCAAAGCCAACUAAUAAGCAGUUUUAUUUCUGUUUACGUUUCAUACGACCGGCAGUAGUUUGAGAAGUGAGCGAGAGAUAGGUCUCACGUCGCUACAUUAGGUAGUUAGUACGUUUCCAGACAGAUGGCUCUCAAAGCGUAAUCGAUUGACCAAAUUUCGAUUUUCUUUUAGCGUACCGCUUGAAUAAAAUACGUGUUUUGUUUAUUAAAAGCAACGAAACUGCUAAAAAUUAUUAUUUAUUGUGACGCCUGUAACUUUACGAGAUACUUCAGCUUUACAAUCCAAAUAUAAACAAAUGCAGUAAUUAAUGCAUCCUUGAAAUUUUUUUAUUAGACUUUUUUUUUGUUUCGGUAAUGCUAAAAGUCGGAAAUUAAGUAACACACGUGCUUGUUAUUUUUCUGUAGUGUUGAGAGGCCGAAUAAAAAAAUAUUUGUGAGAAUACCAUGUCUUUAAUUUGGCAAUACUUUACAGUUUUAGAAGACGAUAAUUCCAAAGCUAAAUGUACAAUUUGUGGUGUUAUAAGAUCGAGAGGUGAAACAAAAGUACGUGGUUUCAAUACUACAAAUCUAAGAAAACACCUAGAAAAGGAACAUGCAAAAUUAACAAUGAGAGUAAAAGGCAGUGCAUUGUUAGACCAUUCAAAAUUGACAUAGAACACAUUGCUAGUCUUUCUUUAGUAUGCAUUAUUUGUAAAAUGUUUUUUUUAUUAUUGUUAGACUUUUUAUAUUGGGAGUUGUGAAUUAAGCUAAAGGGCCAAUAAAAUAAACUUAAACAAAAAGCCACCUUUUUAAAAUUAAUUAUGUAAUAAGUUGUGUUUGUCAGCUACAUAUUUUUCCCCUUGAUUAGUCUUAAGACAAACCUGCGUUUCAGUGAACAGUUUUAUCAAACAACUAUAAUAGGCCUAGUCUUGCUUUCAUUUUUAAAUCCUUGAAAUGUCAGAAGUAUAACUGUCGAUAAAGAAGAAAGCUUAGUUUAAGAUAUGUUCUGCUUGAAGACUAUUUUGUGUUAUAGGCUUAAUUUUCUGCAUGUUAAGUUGUAAGCAUUCUGUGUACAUUUGCAUAUUGUAAAAAAAAAAAAUACAUAUUCAGACAUUAAACACACAGCAAAUUUGCAACUCCUGUUAUAUUUUACAUUUUUAUUUUAUUUUGAUACAGGUGUAAGUAAAAAUUGAAGGUUGGAGGUAUGUACGUAUACAAUUUUUAUAUUAAUAAUAAUUUUAGCUAUUGAAACAUUCACAAAAAUGUAAAAAUAAGUAUACAUAAAUAUUAAAAUUAUUUUAUAUUGUAUCGGUCCGGGAUCGGCCGAUAUUAAAAAUUCAUAUCAGCAUAUCAGUAGAUCAGUGUAUCAGCAAAAUUUGUAGAUCGGCACAGCUCUAAUAAAAUGUUUGGAUUUGAAAUCUACUUUUAUUAGAAUAAAUUAAUAUUAGAAUUCAGUCAUAUAAAGAAACACAAUUUUGCCCUUGAACUUAUGACAUUUAAUAAAAAAAACCUAAAUUUUGUUAUUUCAUGCUAGUAACCUAAAUAUUUGAAAAAUAAAACUUAAGAUUAAUUUUUCUAAUCUUCUUAACUGUGGAUUAAUCAAUAAUAGAUCAUUAUUAGAUUCAAUUUUAUGGAUGGAACUGAAAUGGUAUUCUGUGUCAACAAGCUUUUUGUUUGUAGAAUAAGCAAUUCAGUUAGUAAACAUUAACAAACAUCAUACAUGAAAAUUUGAUUGAGAUUCGAUUCAUCUAGCUGCAAUAUUGCUUUGGUAUAUGUUCUUAUUCAGUUAAAUGGUCAUAUUUUGUUAUUAAAACUGUAGUUGGGAAAUUUUCACAUAAAUGUAGUUAUUCAUGUUUUUUUUUAUUACUAUGCAUUAUCAUUAUUGUCCUUAUUAUUUCUAUACAAAUCAUUAAAGUAAGGAUAUUUAUAACCUAAAACUCUUGCCUUAAAAUCCUGUGAAGGUUAAGAAAUUGAAGAGUAUUGCAAUAUUUGGCAAUAGGUUUGAGUUUGAUUGCUUGAUCAUGUAACAGUGCUUUUAAGUUAGUGUACAUCAAAAAAAAAUAUUUGCAGAUGUCUCAAAAUACUGUCACUUCUGGUUACUUUUGUGAUGUUAGAUUGUGUUGAGUUUCAUAAUUUUUUGGUUUUGCCAGCUCUUGAGCUAUAAACUUUAUCAUGUCUGUGUUUUGGUUGGUUAUUAGUUCAAUUCUUAGUUCGUAUUUAAACAUAUAUGCUUAAGAGUAAUUUCACUUUUAUAUAUGUAAGUAUUUUUUAAACCUUUGUUUAUUACUACUGGGUAAAAAAAAAUAAUGAACUAAAAUAACAACAAAUAAGUAUUUGAUUUGUUAGUACAAAAGUUAAAUAUUUAUAUUUAUAUUUCUAAUAGAAAAAUCUAGAGCUGUGCUGACUUAAAUCAGUUUUUAUCAAAUUCGCAAAUGUUAUCAUUCAAAGCUCCACAACUACCAAUGUAGGAAUUUGACACUAUUUUUCAAAAAAUUUUUAAUAACUUGUGGAUAAAUUUCAGUGUGUUAUUAAUUAAAGCUCAUAUUUAUGUUCAAGCUGUGUAUGUUAUUUUCGAAAGGAAUCAUUUAUUUUGUAUUGAUACAAAUUUUAAACCCUUAAGUCACCACUGUCACAAAAAUAUUUAUGAUUGGCUUCUUAAUAAACUCGCAACUGAGGAAGUCAUUAAGAUGGGAAAAUGGUAGGAUAAAAAUCAUUAAAAACAAUUACUAUAAACAGAAAAUAACUUAAAAUCGCUAUAUUGAAAUACUUCUUACCACGAAAUAAGUCAAUAAUGGAAAAGGAUACGGAAAUAUUAAUAUGCUAAUUGCAUUGUUAAAAUUUCUUAAGGUAGACGGAUGCAAUAAAUAAAAAAAAUAGUGGAUCCUGGGAAAUAAGGUUAAUAAUAAAUCAAGUGAAAAGUUAACGUAAGAAACAAAAUAAGCACUGAAGCGACUAGUAUGCAUACAACCCCUAUACACUCUAAAAUAAAUUAAAACAGUCUACAUAGAGUAUAGAAUCAGCAAAGGCAUCUUAAUGUUAUGUGAGUGGAUACCUAACUACCUAAUCUUGCCUUAUUCAUAAAUAACAGAAUCAUUUCUGUAUCUGAAAUUACAGUUAUUUUUCAGAUUGUUUAAAUAACGUAUAAUAACUACCUAAUAACUAGGCCUGUGCGAAUAUUCGAAUUUUCGAAUAUCAAAACGAAUAGUUUAUUAUUCGUAUUCGAUUUGAUUUUGAAUACUAACACUUUGAAAAAACGAAUAUUCAGUCAUUUACGAAAAAGGCUGAGCGGGAUCACUGAAACCGGUAAACCGGGAAACAUUUCGGGAUCACGGAGGUUUCUCUCGUUGGGCAGGGGCAAAAGUUCCGCGGGAUUUUCGUAAUGUUUUAGAGUUAUGUAUGUGGUGUUAUUCCACUACAUCUGGCCACGUAAAGCCCGUUUGAACACAGUAAUUCGGAGCGAUAACUAACGUAUUUUAUAUAGAAGAAUGUCGUCAGGUCGUUUAAAUUAGAUUUGAACUGUCAGUAUACUGAUAAAGAUAAAUAUGUGUCUGUAAAAUCCACACAACCGGGACGUUAUAGGUGACAGUUUUCAGAUUAGAGGGUGAAACAUGGUUUGUCGGCACUGUAAUUUCGUUCCGAAGAUUACGGCGAAGAGGAAGAAAAUUGUACAGACCAUGUGGAAAACAUCUGGCCGCAUACUCACAGCAAAGACUCCAAAAGCCUAACAUGCUACAUCAAUGUUUUUCAAUAGGAUAAUACACUGUAAACGACCGGAUGCAGGCGGCAAACACCCCCCCACCUUUUCAUACCCUUCCCACCCUUCCCAAAUUCCUCGUGUAGUGACAGCUCAGGCAAUUAUCCUGUCCCGCGCGUCAAAAAAAAACUCUUGCCAAGAACUUACUUAGCUUGCGAUCACGUUACAUGGUGUACCAAGAUUGUGAGGUAAAUGUGUUUUCUAUGAUGGUAGAUCCAUGGUUCAAAGAUUCACUAAUUGGGGAUGAAAAUUUAAAAAAAAUAUUGGUUGAAAAUUUGUGCAGGGAGGUAUGUAAGCUGUGUAAGCUGAACACAGUAGCUGAAACUAUAGCUGAGACAAGUGAGGCUACAAGUGAAAUGCCUAUUAAGAAGUCAUCUCUGUGGGCCUACGUGAAACCUUCAACAGCAGCUCAGUCUACUCUUGCAAGCUACGAAGAAACUAUCCAAGGAGAAGUAAACGAAUAUCUGGCAGCACCCUUAAUCCCAAAGAAUGAAAAUCCUUUCAGUUUCUAGUCAGAGAAGGGGCGCACUUGUUUCCGAAACAUAGCUGUGGUAGUAAGAAAGUACUUGUCUAUGCCUGCCACACAAGUGUGCAGUGAGAGACUUUUCUCAACAGCUGGCAACAUUGUGACGUGUAGAAGAGAGAGUCUACUCCCCGAAAAUGUAGAGCAGCUUGUGUUUCUCCACAAAAAUUUAAAUUUGCUAAUAUGUAGUGAUUUGACAAGACUCUUUUUAAUACGAACUAAUUAUAAAAUUGGAGAACCUUAAAAUUUUAAGUACUGUCAGUUUUUUGAUUCUACAUACAUUGUAUCAGUAAAUAUGUACCUGUUAUCAUAUUGUAAUGUGAUGUGAUAUACCUAACAUGUUUUAUGGGAUUUCAAUUCUCAUUCCAAUUAUUCGAACUCAAUAUUCGUAUUCGAGAAUAAUUUGGUAUUCGUAUUCGAAUUCGAUUCUAACUAAAAAACUGAUAUUCGCACAGGCUUACUAAUAACGUAUGAAAUAGUGUGAAUGGAAGUUUUAAUGUUUUGAAUUAUAUUGCCCAUUACAAAAAAUUUAUUAUAACACGGUGUUCUUAAAUGUAAACACGAAUGACAUACUAUGAAAACCAUUACUGAAUUGGCUUAAUAACAAUGAGCAGCCUUUUUAUGUUCUAAUAGUGUGUGAAAGUUAUGAAAAUUUAACAAUCCAAAUGGUCAACACAUAUCUAGUGUUUUAUUGCUUUAUUGUAUUCCCAAAUUGCAAUUUUUCAUAUUGUAGGACAACAUUUAAGUUUCAUUUCAUAUAAAGAUAAACUUGCACAUACACAUCAUUUCAAUUCCAGAAUUGGACAAUAAAAAUAUAGAGCAUUCGGACUUUUAACUAGUACGUUGUAGCCCAUUAUGUUUUGUUUGCUCUCAAGAGCAUUAUCAUUCUCGUUUUUACCUCAAAUGUAAACACGGUGAAGAUUACGCACACCCACUCCCCAACUUCUUAACUCCAUGAUACAAACAUAUACUUUAACCUGUACCAGCUGCCAAUGUAAGUUUUUUAUAAACUUCAUAGAUAAAUACAUGAUAAAAAGAGGUGAAAAUGAGACUAAAAGUAGGACUGUGCAAAAAUUCAAAUAUUAAAACGAAUAUGUAGGUUUAUUAUUCGGAUUCGAUUCGAUUUUGGAUACUUACACUUUGUAAACAAAUGAAUAUUCAGUUAUUUACAAAUAUUGCUGUGCUAGUUCUCGAAAUUCUGGUAAAAUUUCGGGGUCACAGAAGAUUCUCUCGUCGGGUAGGGAAACAAUUUCUACAGGAUUUAUGAAAUGUUUUAGGGUUUUUUUUAUGUGGCGUUAUUUGCUACAUAUGGCCAUGUAAUUUUUGUGAAGACUACUAUAGUAAAGCUGGAUUAAACACAGUAAUUCGGAACCAUUUACCAACACCCACGUUAUCGGCUAAAGUAUUUUAUGGAGAAAAGAGUUUGGCAGGUUGUUAGAAGUAGAUUAGAACUGACAGCAUACGGAUCAGGAUAAAUGUGUGCUUGUAAAAAUCAAAACACUGCGUGCUGAUGUUAAAGUUGACCGUUUUCAGAUCAUAGGGUAGAAUCAUAAUAUAAAUCUGGCCUAUAAAUUAAUGUUUAGCAGGAUGUUGGUGAAUUUGUAUUACAGAAUUGGUUCAUUGUUGACUCAGCACAUAUGCAACAUUUUGUGAAUUGGCACAGCUCUAGAAAAAUGUUUUGUGUAAAAGAGUAAAAGACUUUAUGUAUCAUCUGAACUUGUCGCUAUGCUUAGCUACAUAGUUUAGGUGUUAAGUUGUUUCUUUUAAAGCAACCUCUUAUUAGGUUUCAAACAUUCAUUAACCAUAAAACCCCAAUGAUUUUGUUUUUUUCUUCAGUUGAGUCUCUCUUGUAACAAUGUGAAAAUGGUUUGUUUUGGCUGCCCUUAGAAUCCAUCAAAUUCAUUUUUAAAGUUGAUACAACAUGAUACAUAUUCUAUAUUUUAAGCUGUAUGUUUGUUGGAUCUCAUUGCAAUGAAAUAACUGGAAAAAUCUUUAAGGUGGCUAACUUUAUAUUGAUCAUCAUCACAGUUGAGUUUUUAUAUUUUGGUGUGUCGUAUGUUUUGCUUUGUAUUGUGUAUUUUAUGAUUUGUUGCGUUGUCGGUACAUAAAGUCUGCAUGUUGGUUGUCUCCAGACCAAAGCAGUUUGAUAAAUACAUUUUUUUAAUUAUGUAUUUUAUUUAUUCUUUGUUGGACAAAUAUAUUUUGAGUAUACAGCAUGUGUGAAAAUGCAGCUUUCAGUUAGUGUUUGGCAUAUGUGUGCUUGUAUGACCCACGUAUGACAGUAAAGUUUCUUUAUCCAUGACAAAUGUUACUUGCUGAACAGGUUCAGGUACGCGAGAGUGGAACUUUUGAAGAUCCUUUUAAAAUUGUUGCAGUUAUUUUUCUAAGCCAUUUGAUGACUUUUAUUUGCAGCCAGUGCUAAGAUGAACUGCCUUGUAUUGUUCUUUGGGACAAGUUCCAGGUGGCCUUAGCAACGGAUGUUUUUUCCAGACAUUGUAGUACAUGGUUCCUUUUCGCAAUCCACAGGAAAGCAGUUUUUACUUUCAUUUUUACACAACUCCCAAGCAUUUUUUUUAAAGUCAGUUUUACUUUAAAUUGUUACAUUUUAUGUUUCAUAGUUCUAUUAAAACUUUAAACUAGGUAUACGGGAUGUUUCUGGACAGCAUAGGUGGUAACCCAAACAGUAACAAAUAGUCUUUAGUAUCUCUGUAAAAGUAAAAAGUAUUUUAAAAAUUUUAUUUUUAAGGAUGUAUCAUUUUCAUGGGAAUCACUCAAGGAAGAAAGUGGUGAACAUCAUUUUGCCUUAUUUAGUUGUAAGGAAUCAUCUGCUAUUCAAAUAUAUCCUGUGCACAUCCAAAUGUUUUUAUAGUUUUGGGAUAUAUCACUCCCAAUGAGUCCUGCAUUAUGAUUUUCCAUGUCUGCAAGAAAAUAGCAGAAUUUUUUUACGUACAAUAAUUAACUUGACUUUAUAAAGUAUCAUAAAACAAUAUCUAUAACCAAUCAAAAAUAUAAUAAAUUAAUUGCUUAAAACUACAUUAUUAAAUUUUGAUUCCCAAAUGUAACAUUAUUCAGCUAUUUAGUUGUGCAUACCCAGCCCCUUAAUACGGUCAGACCUAAGUGGUAAUAUUCUUUUUUUUUUUUUCCAUAAGAAAAUAAAAUUUUCUGAACCAAAUCCACUUAACUACAAAACAAAACAUUCUAGUAUAACUAUUUCCAUUACAGUUUUGUUCCCUGUACCUGUGAAACAAUAAGUUUGUAGAAUUUGUCUACUAGAAUGUUUUUGUUAGAAAGACAGUUUGAGUUCAAAGUGGUUUUUUACUUCUGAGAAAGAAAAGAAGUGCAAAUCACAUUAUUGUGUCUCUUCAGUAGCCAUAUGAAAGCCCUAAAGUAGGUGUUUAUUUCUUUCCUUUCCUUAAAGCUUACAGCUUUUUUUUUUGCAAGUAUUGUGGGAUCAAAAUCAUAUAUAUAUAUAUAUAUAUAUAUAUAUAUAUAUAUAUAUAUAUAUAUAUAUAUAUAUACACACAUACACACACAUACAUACAUACACACACACACACACUCUGUGUGCACAUGCAUGCAUAUGUGAGAGAGUAUGUGUACAUGAACAUAUGUGCGCAUGUGUGUAUGCAUGCACAUGCAUGUGUGUGUUUAUGCAUACAUGUGCAUGCGUGUGUAAUGCAUGCAUGUGUGUGUGUGUACGGGUGCAUACAUAUGACAUUGUUUUUGGGGUCCUGUGGACCAUAAAACAGAAAACCAUAUAAAAAUGUUUCCUGGAGUCGCACCACACUAACAGCUGCAAGAGGUAGUGUUUCUUCGAAAUCUUCCCAAUUAGACAUGCUCUGAAAAACCAAGUUUCUCUGGCUUUUAAGCUACUUUCGUAUAUUAUUUGUUUGUUAUAAACUGUAAUGAAUGAGCACAUAUGAAUUUUUAUUAUGUGCAUGCAGUGGGAAAACUGCUUAACACACGCAAUGCAAGUUUACAAAUGCUACCUGGAGGCAAGGUAACGAGAGAUCUUGUAAGACAAUGAGACCAUUAACCUGUUCAGCAAGCCAUAUUAUGAUUUCUUUCUGUAGGUUUCGUCUUGCUCUUGGUUCAAGAAAUAUGUAUAAACAUUGCUUUAUUUGUCAAUUUUGUAAGUUCAGUGUUAAGUCUUGGUACAAUCUACAAUAUGAAACUGUUAAAGGGUAUGUUUUGCCAAGAAUUUGGUUGGCUUGCCAUCAGUAAGUGUGAGAGAGUAUUUUGUUUUGAAUAAUUGUGGUUCUUAGUUUCCAUGCUUGGUUUCUGUACAUUAUGCAUAUUGUGUAUGUUUAUUUUAGUUGAAAGUAUUUUAAACAUUGUAUGUGUACUAUGUUAUAGCUAUAAGAUAUUUAUGAGCAUAAAAAUACCAUUUUAAAGAUGAAAGCUUGUUUAUCCUGUGUGUGAAACAGAAUUUCCAAUAGCCAUUUUUCUGUUGUCAUUCAACUUCCUUCGCUUGGAUGGAAAACAAUAACAUGGAAAAUUAUUACAAAUUUUUUUCUCCCACAAUGAAUUGAUUUAAGUGCAUUUAUCGUAAAGUCUGGUGGCUGGACUUAUCAUCCCGUAACUGUAGUAUUUAUUACUUCGCACCUUUCAGCCUAAAUGUUUUUAUAAAGUAGAGUUUAAAAUAAUAAGUUGUGAAGUGUUGAAACCAUUUAUUAUGUUAUUAAUACCCACAAGCAUAACCUAGAAUUUAUUUUCAGAGGGGAUUAUUUUAUGGAGGUGGAUGAGAUCAUAGCGCACUCUUCAGUGCAAAAAUAUUUGAUGUCUAACUACAGGAAUAUAAAUUCCCUCUAUUUUCCGAAAUUUGAGGAGAUGCUUGGGGACAGUCCCACGAUAUCCUUGCCCUUUGUUACGAUUGCAGCAGACGUAGGAAACCGCAAGCAGCAUCUCAAAACGCCAACACCACGGCAGUCCUGUGUAACUCUCACGCUGGAAUGAGCACAUGAGUGUCCUGCCCGUUUAUUGCUCUGCUCCCGUGUCUGGAUGAGGGAUCCCUAGUCGACGGGACAAGAUUUUAUGCGUUUUUUUUAAGGACAAUAUCUUUUUUAAAACGGAAGCUUUCGGUGUAAUGGUUUUAAUUUUUAUAUGUUGUCUUUAUUCAUUAAAAUUAAAGUUUAUUACCAACAAAAUUGAAACUAAAAUAUUUCUUAAAAUUUGUUUCACUAAAAUAUUCUCAUUAACACUCAAUGCACUAAUACAGCAAAAUCAUAAGUAAUAGAGGCAUGCUCCACACUUCAGUGUCUCUCGUUAAGUACUGUUAAAUUGAUUUGUCACCUUUCAUAUAUUUAUUAUUUAUGUAUUUAUAACUCGUUUGGUUGAGUUAAUUUGUUUGGUUUGGAACGGAACUUUUGUUGCGUCUCGAGUGUACCGAUAAAUUUUGCCACUCAGCCGUCAGCGCACCGAAACUGUCUGCGCCGUGGCGUGUUUUUCAUUUCCGUGCCACUGCACGGCCCAACCGACGCGUAGAGUCUGAACUGUGGCUGCUGCGCUCGUCGCACGCGGGACUUUUGACGCGAGACCUCGGACUGUGAACUUCUACUACUGUGGCCGAGCUGUUAACAUCAUGAGCGGAGGUGUCACACGAAUGACUUGGACUGCAUAGUUGCUGCAUGACAACAAGUAAGCAGAGUCUUCAUGCCUGUGGCAGCCAGCCGUCGGGCCGUGGUUGGCGUUUUGGCGUGUGUUGGAACCAACUUAAAAUUACUGAACGCAUCGGCUGUGGCGGUUCAUCAAUGACUUAGUCACGCAGGUGACAGAUUUUGCUAAAAUAGUUUUCUAGUAAAUUUUCAGCAUGUUGUGGUUGAUGAGUCACAGUGUUGACUUUUAACUGGUUUAGGUUUGUGAUAUUCACUGAUUGGUUGUGGUGUGGACUAGAAAGUGUCGUGAUGUGAAACGGGGUGCAUUUGGCAAGUUUUGUAGUAGUUGUUGCACUCGUUUGGCCUCGGAACUACGUGGAUCAUCAUCGAUGACUAGGGACAAGAUUUUAUGGUUUUAUUUUUUGGCCAAUUUCAUUUUUGAAAAAGGAGAGUUCUGUGUCAUUGUUUUUAUUAUUUAACAAAUAUGAAACUAAAAUGUUUCUUAGUACUUAUUUCACCAAAAUAGUCUCAUUUUGACUAACGCAGUCAAGAUGCACUUAUACGACAAAAUCGUUACUAAUAACAAUAAGUAAGUCAAGAGCAUAACUACUCAGAAAAUAUAUACAUAAAGCCAAAUUUGCCAACAUCAAUAAUGUAAAAACAUGUUAGUAAUAAGAGAUCCAAAAACAAACAACGUAAUAUUAAUUUUUUUCAAUCUGUUCAGUUAAUAUAUUUUGCUACGAAAUUCAUGCUAAAUAAAUUUCACCCAAUGAAUUAACCAUCGUAAAAUAUAAAAUCUUUGUGAUGUGAGUUAAAUUUGGUCAAAUCGCCGAUUGUUUUCAUAUUUUUAGUUUCAUUUCGGUGCUGAAAGAUGUAUUAACUUACAUUUCUGUGUUUAUGGUGUAUCGUCAUUCUUUGUGGUGUUACUUCGGUUUUAUCGCAAUGCACAAUAUAAUCUUCGUGACAGCUUGCUGAGUACAGAACUGAGCAAAAAUAUUCACUGAAGGUUUCUUGAAAUGUUUUCAUGAAGUGAAACUUUUCUUUGCUUAGGAUGGCUACAAUUUUCAAGCAUUGCGAAAAUUCAGAUCGCACGAGGGGAAUAGUUGGGUACGUGGUGGGGAACCAGUGAAAGAGGAAAGUGCUUCAGCGGCGACGCCACUCCAACGCAUGCGCUAGCGGUCGAAUGGGAAUACGGCAGGAUAGGUACGUAGUGGAGCAUGCUAUAUGGUAGUUGUAACACCCGGAAGGGGAGACGGCAGGGGAGAGGUAGAAAUGACGCAGCAGAGAUGCUGCGUAAUUCUCGUAACUCUCUUGUGUUUGUCUACUCUGUAGUGUUUUUUUUUUUGAGAUCAUACCCGCAUCUUUAUUAUUUUCAAUUAUUAGCUCUUGUUCCAUAAUAAAAAAAGUACUAAUAAUUUAUCUAUGCCUAAUAAUUGAGACAUGCAAAAUUCGCGGAUUCAUUUCACGAUAGGCUAGCAUCAAAACAACUAUACCUUCCUACUGCUUCUGUGAUUGGCCCACAUUUUAUCCGGGGAACUGUGAGCUAAUGGGAAACACUAAACCAAGAAAGUGCCGAAUUAGGGACAGCCUAGUUGAGACGUCUCACGCGUCAGUAGCCAAUGAACAGGUGUCAUUUCCGCGAGUAUUUAAAGGACUGUAGAGUCUAUCCUAAAGGUCAAUGAAUCCGCGAAUUUUGCAGGUCACUACUAAUAAUCAAGAAGUUUCACUUCUGUCGCACGUAGACUCCACACACACACUUUCAUUUGUAGUGCUACCCUCCCCCCCAUCAGGAAGUUUCAGCCACCAGGACGCUCGGUGCGGACAGAACUCUAUCUGCCUGUUCAGGUGACGUCCGUUUUCCCCCAAACACACAGAAACUUGUUUGCAAUGAGGCCAUUUUUCUAUAUAUCGUACGUGUUUAUCAUUGUUAUGUAUUUGUGAACACUGCUUGAAAUAAAGUCUUGUUAUUA
Messenger RNA from Bacillus rossius redtenbacheri, 17172 nucleotides. RefSeq names its product phosphatidylinositol 4,5-bisphosphate 3-kinase catalytic subunit delta isoform (gene Pi3K92E). Lineage: Eukaryota; Metazoa; Arthropoda; Insecta; Phasmatodea; Bacillidae. Gene Ontology annotation, molecular function: 1-phosphatidylinositol-3-kinase activity; 1-phosphatidylinositol-4-phosphate 3-kinase activity. Gene Ontology annotation, cellular component: cytoplasm; phosphatidylinositol 3-kinase complex; plasma membrane. The record is from RefSeq and is a predicted model, not a curated record. The coding region runs from base 239 to 3499 and encodes 1086 amino acids. The transcript is spliced from 16 exons. Gene Ontology annotation, biological process: phosphatidylinositol 3-kinase/protein kinase B signal transduction; phosphatidylinositol-mediated signaling; phosphatidylinositol-3-phosphate biosynthetic process.